Messenger RNA from Atta colombica, 1869 nucleotides. RefSeq names its product troponin T (gene TpnT). Bases 372 to 1502 code for a protein of 376 amino acids. Gene Ontology annotation, biological process: sarcomere organization; muscle contraction; regulation of muscle contraction. Gene Ontology annotation, molecular function: tropomyosin binding. The record is from RefSeq and is a predicted model, not a curated record. NCBI's taxonomy places the organism in Eukaryota, Metazoa, Arthropoda, Insecta, Hymenoptera, Formicidae. The transcript has 13 exons. Gene Ontology annotation, cellular component: troponin complex.
UGUCCGACCGUGAUGACUUCGCGGACCUCAGAGCGGCUCAGGCUGUCGCGGACUCCACAUUCCACCGGAACAAGCUCCUCCUGUGCGUGUGCGUGUCUUUCUCUCUCUCUCUUUCUUUCUCUCUCUCUUUCUUUCUCUCUUUCUCUCUUUCUCUCUUUCUCUCGCGUUCUCCCGUGGAGGGACCCUGGUUUCACCCUUUCUUUCUUUUCUCUCUCGCUAUUUCACCCAGUUGGGUCACCUCCGUGAAAAACCCAUCUACACGCACGCAUAUACGUCUCUACGUACACGCUCGCGCACGCACACACUCGCGCGCGCAAGCACUCAUCCACACGCAUUGACACCACCCCGAGUCGCUUUAAACAGCCGCCAAUAUGUCUGACGACGAGGAACAAUACUCGGGUAGGGCGUCCCAAAAGGAAUCUGGCGAGAAUCCUGAGUUUAUGAAGAGGCAAGAACAGAAAAGAAGCGACCUCGACGAACAGCUCAAAGAAUACAUAGCGGAAUGGCGAAAACAGAGAGCCAAGGAGGAGGAAGAGUUGAAGAAAUUAAAGGAGAAGCAAGCCAAGCGCAAGGUCACCCGUGCAGACGAGGAGAAGAGAUUGGCUCAGAAGAAGAAGGAGGAGGAGGAACGUCGCCAACGUGAAAUCGAGGAGAAAAAACAACGUGACAUCGAAGAGAAGAGGAGGCGCUUGGAAGAAUCAGAAAAGAAGCGACAGGCUAUGAUGCAAGCGAUGAAAGACCAGAGCAAAGCAAAGGGUCCAAACUUUACCAUCACUAAGAAAGAUCUUUCGGGUAAUCUUACGUCGGCGCAACUUGAACGUAACAAGACAAAAGAACAACUUGAGGAGGAGAAGAAAAUUUCCCUUAGCAUUCGCAUCAAGCCGUUGGAAAUCGAAGGUUUGUCGAUUGACAAGCUCCGUGGUAAGGCUACCGAAUUGUGGGAGGCCAUAGUCAAACUUGAAACCGAAAAGUACGAUUUAGAGGAGCGACAAAAGCGUCAGGACUACGAUCUUAAAGAACUGAAGGAACGUCAGAAGCAACAACUGAGGCACAAAGCCUUGAAAAAGGGUCUCGAUCCCGAGGCUUUAACUGGCAAAUAUCCCCCGAAAAUCCAAGUCGCCUCCAAGUACGAACGUCGCGUCGACACCAGGUCUUAUGACGACAAGAAGAAACUUUUUGAGGGUGGUCUGACCGAACAGCAGAAGGAGAUCAUCGAGAAGAUGUGGGCCCAACAAAAGGAGCAGUUUAUGGGUCGUCAGAAGACGAAGUUACCUAAGUGGUUCGGUGAGAGACCAGGCAAGAAGGCUGGUGAUCCCGAAUCACCGGAGGGCGAGGAAGACGUGAAGGCCGCCGUUGAUGAUCUCGAGGAGCCGCAAUUCGAUGAAGAAGAGGAGGAGGAGGUAAAGGAAGAGGAGGAGGAAGUUGAAGAGGAGGAAGAGGAAGAGGAGGAAGAGGAGGAAGAAGAGGAGGAAGAAGAAGAGGAGGAGGAAGAAGAGGAAUAAAUCUGCUGGCUGCUUCAGUGCACCUUAUGGAUGUUAAGAAAUAACGUAUCUCAAAAAUUUCAAGAAAUGAUCGUUGCACAGUCUCGUUAACACUUAUCGAACAAAGAUCGAAGCGUAGUCAGUGGCUAAGUCGGUAGAAAUGCCUACAAAUGUCGACGUUUUCCAUCUACUUCCGGCAACCGUCGGGCUCCUCUUCGAGAUUCAAACGUCAAAGUGGACGAGAUGAAUGACGGAUGCUAUUUCUGUAGUAAAAAUCAUUUUACUAUUGUCACUUGUACGGCUGCUACUGCUACCCUACUAUUAUCUAUUAUUAAACUACUACUCUUAUUGUUACUAUUGCUACUACUACUUCUCUACUAUUAUUAUU